Messenger RNA from Striga asiatica, 727 nucleotides. The record is from the annotation of a GenBank genome assembly. Lineage: Eukaryota; Viridiplantae; Streptophyta; Magnoliopsida; Lamiales; Orobanchaceae.
CAAAUAUUUCCCAUAACCUUCUUCCAUUCUCCUCCACACAUUUUUGCACAGAAAAGUCUGUAGAGUCCCUUGUCAAGAAACUGAAAAACCCUUUUCCGCCCUCCACACGCACACACUCACACACACCUGUGAUUGUGCGAGGGCCAAGAAAAUCUGACGAGCUUUUGGUUUUCGCUAUUGUUUUCACAAGACUGAUCGAUCCCUUUGAACCGAAAAUAUAUUUUUCUAAAAAAAACCCAAUUUGCGAAACGUACACACGCACAAGGGUUUUGAAGAAGACGACGGAAAAAACUUGUUCUUGGCGAAGUCUGUGUGUAUGCGACCGAGUGUAGAAAUGGCUGAUGUGAUCAGACUAUGCUCCAAUUAUCAAAAGUUAUCUUCUUCGUUGUUUUCUUUAUCUUCGUCUCUGAGCUCAUGUCAGCGGCCCCCACCUCUCAAUCAGCGAGGAGGGUCGGUUUCCCUCUCGGAGGUUUCUUCUAUCGGUUGGGGUUUUGUCUCGCCAAUCGCCUUCCCACGCCGCAAUCAAUUUGGUUCUCCCAAGAUAACGAUUGCCCUGCAAGUUUACUCAAGAUUGCCUGCAUAUGCAGUAGAGAAGGGGAGUUCUUUAACAAGCUUCCAAAUUUUGAUAAAUUAUGAUGGAUUCAGCUCUGUUUUGAAAUCGCUUGCAAGAUUGCGUUUGCAAUUCAGUCAUUUGCAAGAUUUAAUCAGCAAAUCUGGUGAAGCCUAA